Frieseomelitta varia is the source of this 1725-nucleotide messenger RNA. Its product is annotated as FGGY carbohydrate kinase domain-containing protein. Gene Ontology annotation, biological process: carbohydrate metabolic process. Gene Ontology annotation, molecular function: kinase activity; phosphotransferase activity, alcohol group as acceptor. The record is from RefSeq and is a predicted model, not a curated record. Bases 34 to 1671 code for a protein of 545 amino acids. Lineage: Eukaryota; Metazoa; Arthropoda; Insecta; Hymenoptera; Apidae. The transcript has 10 exons.
AAAACUUAAGGAAUACGUCCAAGCAAUAUAAACAUGGAUUACUUUGUGGGUGUUGAUGUAGGAACAGGAAGUGUCCGAGCUGCUUUAGUAUCUUCCAAGGGAAAGAUAGUGAAAAUGACAACGUGCCCACUUGAAAUUUUUCACCCUGCCCCUAAUUUUUAUGAGCAGUCAUCUGAUAACAUUUGGAGUGCAGUCUGCCAUGUAGUGAAGACUGUUGUGGCCGAUAUCUCUGCAGAUAAUGUAAAGGGCAUUGGCUUUGAUGCUACUUGUUCAUUAGUAGCAAUUGAUAAAACAGGAUCACCAGUCACAGUUAGUCCAACAGGUGAGGAUAAACAGAAUGUUAUAUUAUGGAUGGAUCACAGAGCACAGGAAGAAGCAGAUUUCAUAAAUGCACAAGGUCACGAAAUGCUUCAAUAUGUAGGCGGAAAAGUGUCAUUAGAAAUGCAAACACCUAAAAUGUUGUGGCUUAAAAAAAAUCUACCCUCAUCUUGGAAUCGUGCAGCACUGCUAUUUGAUCUACCCGAUUUUUUGACAUGGAAGGCUACAGAUUCUGAAUCAAGAUCUCUAUGCUCUUUAGUGUGCAAGUGGAAUUACAGCGCUGACCCCGAUGGUAACAAUAAAUGGAACGAGGAAUUCUUUGAUCAAAUUCAGUUGAGAGAUCUUAAGAAGGAUAACUGGAGGAAAAUAGGUAAUGAUGUGAGGACUCCGGGCGAUCCUGUCGACCAAGGAUUGUCGGCAAAAGCUGCAUCUGAGUUAGGACUCCAAAAAGGAACAGCUGUGGGAACAUCCCUGAUUGAUGCACAUGCUGGAGGGCUUGGUAUGAUAGGUUGUUCUAUACCUGGGAUAUUUCCUAAUUUACAAAGCAGAUUAGCACUAAUUUGUGGCACUUCGACUUGCCACAUGAUAGUUAAUGAGAAGAAACUUUUCGUCAGCGGCGUCUGGGGACCAUAUUUCAGUGCCAUGGUUCCAGGAUUGUGGUUGAGCGAAGGAGGACAAAGUGCAACUGGAAAAUUGCUCGAUCACAUAAUCGACACUCAUCCCGCAACACCAGGGAUUUUGAAAAGCUUAAGCGGCAAUAAACAUAUACAGCAAUAUUUGUCCGAAUUGUUGCAAACGAUGACUGAUCAGAAGGCUUUGAAAGACGUCUCGUACUUAACGAAAGAUAUUCAUGUAUGGCCUGAUUUUCACGGAAAUCGAUCCCCUUUAGCUGAUCCGACUCUCAAAGGCAUGAUUUCAGGACUCUCUCUGUCCGUCGAUCAAGAAAACUUGGCACUAUUAUACUUGGCAACUGUACAAGCCUUAACGUAUGGUACAAGAUAUAUUUUGGAAACGUUGGAAGCUGCCGGUCAUAGAAUAGACACUUUGUUAAUUUGCGGCGGUUUGAGUCAGAAUCCAUUAUUUAUUCAAAUACAAGCAGAUGUGUUAGGUUUACCCGUAUUAUGCCCCGUCGAAAAGGAAUCAGUGCUAAUAGGCGCUGCGAUUCUCGGGUCUUACGCAGCUGGGAAAUUUAAUACAAUAUACGACGCCAUACAAACAAUGGGAGGAUCUGCAAAUGUUAUCAAACCGAAGAACGAAUGCUACAAAUAUCAUCUUCAGAAAUAUCGAGUAUUUCGAAGAAUGGUACAAGAUCAGAAAGAUUACAGAGACAUUAUGAGCGAAGAAUUUUUAUAACUGCCAUUACAAGCGUCUAUGAUUAUUAACGCUAUAUUAAUGGACGUGAAUGAA